This is a messenger RNA of Diaporthe batatas, 1841 nucleotides long. RefSeq lists its product as uncharacterized. The record is from RefSeq and is a predicted model, not a curated record. The transcript is spliced from 3 exons. Gene Ontology annotation, molecular function: hydrolase activity, acting on ester bonds. Lineage: Eukaryota; Fungi; Ascomycota; Sordariomycetes; Diaporthales; Diaporthaceae. Gene Ontology annotation, biological process: phospholipid catabolic process. Bases 135 to 1310 code for a protein of 391 amino acids.
GUGGGCACCCGCACGGCAGGCGUCCUACAAAUGCCUCGCGCCGUCCACCCACCCCCUAUACCCGGCGGCCUGGCCCUCGACGUCUCUGCUUUGUUGUGCCAGGCAAGACCCUCUCUCCUCUUCAAGGAGCCAGCAUGAGAGCUCAGGUCGCCUACCACCUGGCGGUGGCCGCCGGCGCUGCCCUUGCCCAGCAGACGGGCGUCGAUACCCUCAGCCCUGUCAGCAAUGUCAAGGGCAAGGCCUUUGACCGUCUGGCUGUGAUCUGGCUCGAGAACACCGACUAUGACAUGGCUGUUGGCGAUCCCAACCUGGCUUGGCUCGCCAGCAAGGGCAUCACACUCAGCAACUACUUUGGCGUCACCCACCCGUCCGAGCCAAACUAUAUAGCCUCUCAUGGCGGUGACUACUUUGGCAUGAACAAUGACGCCAAAAGCACCGUUGAUGCCAACGUCUCCACCAUUGUCGACCUGUUGGAGGAAAAAGGCAUUGCAUGGGGCGAAUACCAAGAAGAUAUGCCAUACACUGGCUUCCAAGGAAAGGAAUUUGUCAACCAGGUCACCGGAGCCAAUGCUUAUGUGCGGAAACACAACCCGGCCGUCAUCUACGGCGCUAACUCGGCUCGCGCCGACCGGUUGGGCGUCAUGAAGAACCUGACGUUGUUUUACGACGACUUGGCCAAGGGGACCCUCCCGCAGUGGAUGUUCAUCACCCCUAACAUGACGUCGGAUGGACACGACACGUCUGUCACCGUCGCUGGCAAAUGGACUCGCGCCUUUCUCGAGCCGCUCUUGAAUGACACCGGCUUCAUGAACAACACGAUGGUGCUCGUCACCUUCGACGAGAACUCGUCUUACGCACUCACCAACCGCGUGCUGGCCAUCCUGCUCGGGGACGCCAUCCCCGCGGGGCUGGUGGGCUCCACAGACAGCAGCUUCUACAACCACUACUCGGAGAUCGCCACGGUUUCGGCCAACUGGGACCUUCACACGCUGGGGCGAUGGGACACGGGGGCCAACGUGUUCUCUUGGGUGGCCGAGAAGACGGGAGACGCCGUGAGGCAGUGGAGCGACGCGUCCGCACCGCCUCUUGACACGAUGUUCUUCAACCAGAGUUACGACGGAGUCUUCAACGACAACAAGGGUGCGUUCGCGGUCUAUCCGUCGCCCAACGUGGACGUUGAGAGUCCCAGCGGCAGGACGGUCCUGCCGGCUGUCAAGGAGGCAUGGGCUGGCAGCUCCAACCCGGGGUACUACUCGAGCGCCCUCGAGGUGCCGGAUGGGCUGCACCCUCCUGCUGGAUAUGAGGUGUAGGAGGUGGUCGGCGUGGAUCUAGAAGAGCAGUAGCGGAAUGUGACUGCAUCAUACACCAACUGCUGGACUACGUACUCGUCGACGCCGUGCCACGCUGCUUGCUCACCGCCAGGACUCACGACCGCCAGGUGGGUCAAGGCAGACUGGGUCCGUAAGGGGCGACGUCGUGGUCAGAGGGCAUGACAGCGAUAAUUAAGCUAAAAUACAAGAGGCGGCCCGUGUGCCCAAGGUUCCGGGCGGGCGGUACUAUCUCGAUCUCAUCUUGGGUUAGCUUUCGGGUACCGGUGUGACACGGAUGGGACGCGAAGUGCCACUGCAGGGGGUGGGGAUGCUCUGGUCGGUAUGGUUUGGUCCGCCUGGGCUGCUGGGCCAGGCACAAAAACAGCACACAAGAUAGCUGCGAGCUGCGAUGGUGGUCGACUGGUGGGACUGCGGCCGGCAGCCCCUGAAACGUGGUUGAUGGCGAUGAUAGUGCACGUGAAUUGAAUUGAAUGAAAUGAGUCGAAAAUGAAUACGAGAGUUGGGUGUGUC